UCCCCUGGGAUAGCGGAGCGGGGAGGCUUUUUUGCAGAAAGUCUUGCAAUUCCGAAGGCCCGGCCGUCGGGACAUCUGGAUCCCCCCAGAUCAGAAAAGAUGGACACCUUCAGCACAAAGAAUCUGGCUCUCCAAGCGCAGAAGAAACUCCUGAGCAAGAUGGCGUCCAAGAACAUGGCGAGCAUUUUCAUCGACGACACCAGCAGCGAGAUUCUGGACGAGCUCUACCGGGUCACCAAGGAGUUCACCCGUAACCGCAAGGAAUCCCAAAAGAUCAUCAAGAACUUGAUCAAGAUCGUCAUGAAGCUGGGUGUCCUCUACCGCAACGGACAGUUCAACGCGGACGAGCUGCUACUGAUGGACCGCUUCCGCAAGAAGGUCCACACCCUGGCCAUGACAGCCGUCAGCUUCUACCAGAUAGACUUCACGUUUGACCGCCGGGUCAUGUCCGGCAUGCUCAACGAGUGCCGCGACCUCCUGCACCAGGCGGUCAACACCCACCUAACAGCCAAGUCCCACAGUCGCAUCAACCACGUUUUCAACCACUUUGCGGACUUCGAGUUCCUCUCGGCGCUCUAUGGAACUUCUGAGCCAUACCGCACGCACCUGCAGAGGAUUUGCGACGGGCUCAACCGGAUGCUAGAUGAGGACAACAUAUAAGUGUAAAGACUCACGCUGGCUUGGGCAGGUUUUGUUCCGGGCGUGAGCCGGGCGAACAUCAAGCUAUGCCCGUCGACUUGGACGGCGUCCACUUUGUACCUCUGUCUCUCUACAGGGCUAAAAUCGCAUCCUCUUCCAUCGGUUUUGCAAUGUUUCGGGGCUCCUUGCUCAGACAGCGGCAGCUGGGAUCUCUCCCUUUUCCCUCCCCUCAGAUUAAAUCCGUUCUGCAAACAGCUUGC
This is a messenger RNA of Gekko japonicus, 899 nucleotides long. Its product is annotated as tumor necrosis factor alpha-induced protein 8-like protein 1. Gene Ontology annotation, cellular component: cytoplasm. The coding region runs from base 100 to 660 and encodes 186 amino acids. The transcript has 2 exons. Gene Ontology annotation, biological process: negative regulation of TOR signaling; regulation of apoptotic process. The record is from RefSeq and is a predicted model, not a curated record. NCBI's taxonomy places the organism in Eukaryota, Metazoa, Chordata, Lepidosauria, Squamata, Gekkonidae.